Molecule: messenger RNA, 2781 nt
Organism: Periconia digitata
Lineage: Eukaryota; Fungi; Ascomycota; Dothideomycetes; Pleosporales; Periconiaceae
Source: the annotation of a GenBank genome assembly
UUCACUUGCCACGCUUCCUUUUCUCUCCUACAAACGCCCCGCUCAUGGGCACACUGACUGUAGACCCUGUUCCAACUCGUGCACCAAGCCCUGCCAAGUACCCGUCGGCCGUAGUCGCCUCCACACGGGCCUCGGACGCUCCUCAUUCACUUCUACACCCUGCCGUUCUGUGUACUAUGUACGCCUCGACAUGCGCGUACCAUGGCCCAGCCCGAAGAUCUCGCAAGCUUGGACGGUUUCGUUGGGUGAAAGGGGUUUGCCGUGUGCACGCUAUGUAUAGAUGGUAUAUAGUGUCCGGGCCUCUGUUUGCCCUGGGGUCUAGGUAUACUGUCCUUCCAACGAAAACAUCCAUACACCUUUCCUUCCAGCCUUACCUACCACCCACUGUGUCACUCAUUGCACCCUAACCUACAUUCACCGUCGCCAUGUCGCGACUACAACUUCUUGCGGUCGAACACAUCGAGACACUCAUUGCUCAGGGCCGUCCUGUGGUUGUUCAUGAAGGGUUCGCCUUGGACCUGGCUGAAUGGAUAAACAAACACCCUGGUGGUCGCCUGUCCAUUUUGCACAUGGUGGGCAGAGAUGCGACUGAUGAAAUCAACAUAUAUCACUCCAACCGGUCUCUACUCAUGAUGAAGCAGUACCGCAUCGGCCGCGUACAACUUCCUUGGACCAAUCUCGACCCACCCAUUCGCUCCCCCGAUUACUAUGAGAACCUGGCCGUGGCCGCAGCCUCGGAGAAGGCCCGCUCUGCUGCCAUUGAGGAGGCGAGGCUAAACCGACGGAGCAAAAGCAUCGAUAUCAGCUCUGCCGCACACGUUCUGCACAAAAAGCUUGCCACUGCGCCCACAUGCACUCGGAGAACCGGUGCCAAUGUGAUCGGCGAUCAGGAAAAGCAACCCAUCCCCACAUCCACCGUAGACGCAGCUGCAGCUCAAAAGCAGUACCGAGAGAACUAUGCUACAGAACUGGAAGAACAAGAGAAGGCGGAAGGUCUCAGAGACAACCCAUCUGUGGAUCCAGAAACCCAGAGGGCCAUCGUAAGCGAGUACCGGGCGCUUCACCAGCAGAUCAAGGACGAGGGCCUUUACAAAUGCCGCUACAUAAACUACGGCAAGGAAAGCAUACGCUACGGAGCCCUUUUUGCUGCUUUCGGAUAUCUGCUGUACAUCAAGUGGUACAUGACGUCCUCCAUCUUCUUGGGCUUGUUCUGGCAACAAAUCAUGUUCUCAGCUCACGACGCAGCACACAUGGGCAUCACCUCCAACUUCAUAGUCGACACGCUCAUCGGAGCUUUCAUUGCCGACUUCUGCUGCGGUCUCAGCAUUGGCUGGUGGAAAUCCUCGCACAAUGUGCACCACCUCAUCACCAACAUGCCCGAACACGACCCUGACAUCCAAAACAUCCCACUUUUCUCCACUUCCCCCACCUACAUGAAAUCCAUCCUCAGCUCCUUCUACAACUGGCGCUUCGUCUGGGACGCGGCCUGCGACUUCAUGAUCCCUUACCAAAAAUACACCUACUACCCCGUCAUGGCCUUAGCCCGCUUUAACCUCUACAUGCUCUCUUGGCUCCACCUCGUCAGCCCCCGCGCCGCGCAACUCGGCGCCGCAUGGUGGACACGCCCCGUCGAAAUCCUCUUCAUGGCCUGCUACUGGUACCUCUUCGGCUAUCAACUCGUGUGGCUCACGCUCCCCAACUGGCCUGUCCGCGUAGGCUUUGUAUUGCUCAGCCAUGCCGUGACGAUCGUCCUCCACGUCCAAAUCACCCUCUCCCACUGGGCCAUGCCAACAUCCGACCUCGGCCCCACCGAGUCAUUCCCCCAGCGCCAACUCCGCACCACCAUGGAUGUCGACUGCCCGCCUUGGCUCGACUGGUUCCAUGGCGGUCUGCAGUUCCAGGCCGUGCACCACUUGUUCCCCCGCGUGCCGAGGCACAAUCUUCGUCGUACCCAGGCGCUUGUGCGCGAGUUCUGCGAGAAAACCCAGAUCAAGUACCAGUGCUAUGGCUUCGUUGAGGGCAAUGGAAUCGUGCUUUCCAGAUUGGAGGAGCUGGGCAAGCAGGUCACCACGUUGGUCGAGUGCCAAAAGUACAUGGCCGCUACUGGCGAAAGCGGGCUCCACUGAAACACCCUUUUUUCGCGUUCGGUGUCCGUUACCCUCUUUUUUCUUCUUAUCAUCUCGUUCCCUAUUUGUUUUCCAUGACAAGGGUGGGGCCUGUUUAGGCAAUUGCUGUUUUGAGCGUGUAAUCUGAGCGUUUUUGUUGAGGAAUAUUAGAUUUUGCUUUUUUCUUAUGUCUGCUUCUUUCCAUUUUCUUAUCAUCGUUCCGGUGGAACGUCGAAAAGGUACAUACAUCAUGGGCUCAGCGUACGAGGCAUCACCGUGCGCAACAUCUCUCAUUUGUACUCGACCAUCACUCUGUCCCUCCUAACGGACAGACCAAAAAAUAUCAUUUCUCAUCUGAUGCAACACAUGUUCUCACAUAACUAUUUGCCUCCGUGACUGUUGAUUAAUACCGAGCACAUAGCGGGCUCAAUAUUUGAUUGGUGACGUACGUAAAGGUCAGAGUAUCGUAGCGUAGUUGUUAGCACUGGUCCUCGUAGUUUCUUCUGCCGUCUGUAGUUCUGGUCCUAUCGCCAAUGUUUCUGGAUUCGCUACCUAUUCGAUCGAUCAUCAAUACAUGUGGACGGUCAUGAAUCCUCGAUUCGUGCAAUGGACAUAUGUGGGUAUUCAUAACACGAACACGAUCGCACUGUUCAAAUAUAGGGGCUGAGACAAGUAU